GCUCCGAAGGGCCUACGACCCAUCCGAGUGGUUGGAUGGAAGUGUCGUCUCCAUGAAGAACUUCGGCAUCUUCGUGGACGCCAUCCAUGAUGUUCGGGUGAUGAUUCCUGUCGGUUACAUUCCAGACACCCUGCUCCUCAAUGGAACGCCGGACCUGGAUGUUGGCAGCACCGUACAGUUCCGCAUCUGUGGCUACCGUGGCAAGGACCACAAAGGCCAAGACCGCUUUAGCUGCUCCAUGCUUCCGCCAGCACCCCCGAAGGAGGAGGAAGAGAGGAGUACUGGCAAAGGUAAGGGCAAGAUGCAGAAGGGCUCAAAAGGCGGCGCCGACCGUGGCCGGAAAGGUGGGGCUGCGAAUGGCGAGCAGACCUCAGGCUACUCCGUUUGGGUACCCGACCGUGUGCUGGAAAGUGAAAGCACCCUCGCGCGGCAGGAGAAGUUUGAGGUGAAUGCUCUGCACGCCACAUACCUUGAGGAACAGUACGGACAGACAGACCGCAGGGCCACGCUGGCGAGAAAAGGCUUCACGGUGGUUGACUAUGCGACUUCCUUGCAGUUGGCCCAGGCCAUCAAGCCCAAGACAGAAGUCAAAGCUGAUGUGACCACUGCACUGAAGCCGACGCCGGUGUGGCUUACUUUCGAAAGCCGCC
This is a messenger RNA of Symbiodinium necroappetens, 650 nucleotides long. Lineage: Eukaryota; Dinophyceae; Suessiales; Symbiodiniaceae. The record is from the annotation of a GenBank genome assembly.